Messenger RNA from Miscanthus lutarioriparius, 3147 nucleotides. The record is from the annotation of a GenBank genome assembly. Lineage: Eukaryota; Viridiplantae; Streptophyta; Magnoliopsida; Poales; Poaceae.
AUGGACAGCCGUGAGAUAUUGGAUAUGGAGAACAAGCUUCUGGAUCCGACCGCAGAAGAACCAAUUUCUCUGCCCCUAAACUUCUUGAGAUCGAUAACAAAUUGUUUUAGCAAUGAGCAAGAACUCGGGAGGGGUGGGUACGGGGUGGUUUACAAGGGACUUCUCCGCCAGGGCGAUUCAUUUAUUGCUGUGAAGAAGUUUCAUAAUAGUAGUGAUGUAGUGAAGGGUGAUGAACAGUUCCAGAAAGUGGCCACUUCUCUUAUCAAACACCCAAAUGUAAUACAGCUUCUAGGGUACUGUGCUGAAUCAAAGGGGGUGAUAAAGAAGCAAGAGAACGGGAAACGUGCUAUUGUUUACGAACAGACAAGAAUUCUAUGCUUCGAGUAUAUGUGUAAUGGAGGCCUUGAUAAGCAUCUUUCAGAUCAUCCAUCUGGGUUGGGAAAAAGAUCAUCUAAGAGAUUAUCAAAGCAAGCUAUUGUAGAUGCACGUGCAAUGGAAGAUGAAGAUAGACUUAUGUAUAUUGCUAAAAAUCAGGAUAAACUAAGAACCUACUACCUUCAAGGAAUAUUUGAUGCUAUAGAGAAAGGAUUAGAUGAAGGAAAUCAGAUGCAGGGAAAUCCAGUUCUACUCUCAGAGCUGCGGCCGAAAGGACUGGAGUAUGUCAUAUGUGUGCGGAUAUCAAGAAUGUGGGAACACAGAGGCACCAAUGAACAAAAUAUUAUCAAGCACCUUGACCUUGUUCUGGUUGAUGAAAAGGCCAAUGCAAUUUAUGCUGAGAUUCCACCUGAUGCAAUUCCUGUUUGCAAACCUCAUCUAGAAAAAGGCAAAAUUGUCUAUGUGGCGAAGAUAACAGUAGAGAAAGCCAAGCCAACAUUCAAGGUUGUGGACCACCCCUAUAUGAUCAGACUAAAUAAGAGAACAAUAAUUGCCGUGCCAAAUGAUCAGCCAGACAGCUUUCCAAAAUACACAUUCUCGCUCACUCCUUUUACUAGCCUGCUUCAGUACCUAAAGAAUGAAAAUUUUCUAGAUGUCAUUGGAAGAAUUAUUGCUGUGUCAAAUGCAGCAAAUGUUUACUUAAGUUCAGGUGAUUUAAUGAUGAGGAGACUAAUAAAACUCCAGGACCUCAGUGGAAACACCAUCGAUUUAUCACUUGUUGGAAAAAGAGCCCUAGAAUUUGAUGGAGAAACGGUUCUAAAAGUUGGACAACAAAGUCAUGUAAUAGCAAUAUUUGUGGGCACUCUAAUAAAAGUCUACAAGGGAAACUAUCAUUUUUUAAGUGGCACGUCAGCAUGUCGCUGGUAUAUCAACCUCAAUGAUAUACCUGAAAUCAAAGCUUUCCAAAAAAGUCUUCCACUUGUAUCUGAGCCAAUUCAGCAUCUAUAUCUUCAAAGUGAAGAUGAUAGCCAGCGGAGCUUCGAGCAAAAGACAUUGCUACAACUAAAGGAUAUAGACCCUUUCACUGAGAAGGAUAAAAAAUAUGAAUGUACUGUUACCAUUAUUACAAUCACAGAAAACGAACCAUGGUGCUACCGAGCAUGCACAAUUGACAACCAUACUAUCAGACAUCAAGAUAAAAACUUUAAAUGCACUAAAGAAGAUUGCACAAACACCCAGUUUGAUUGGAGAUACAAGAUAUCAUUUUUUGUUACUGAUGGAACAUAUAAUCUUGAGUUCAUGAUCUUUGAAAAACGAGGAGCAGAACUCAUUGGUAAAAGUGCAGAGACUCUCCGAAAGCAAUAUGACAUCACACAGACUCCUCCAGAAGUCAUAUUAUUGAUAAAUCACAAAUUUACCUUCAUAGUCAAGGUUCUGUACAAAAGCAUAAAUGCACUUGAGCCAUCAUUCGAAGUUGUUCUCAUCAAGGAGAGAUUUGGAAAGCAACCAGCACCACCUAUGUCUCAAUUAUACAAAUCUCCAGCAGUUGCACCCAGCUCAACUGUGUUUGCAGCACACGAAGAUUUACCACUUGUACUUCCCAUAGGAUCUAAAAACAUUCAAGGCCAGGGCGAAACACAGACCAUGGAUCUUGAUCCACCGAGCAUCUCUGGUAAAAUUAUAUCAGGCAAAAGAGACUAUGAAGAAAGUGCUAGCAACAAUCAGGAGAUUCAAGAUGACGAUUAUCCAAAAACUAAAGCUACGACCAAAGGCACAAGCCAGCGACUAAGGAUGGGAACCCAGGAAGAGGUGCUGCAACCGGAUGUGCUGCGUGAGGACAGCUUGGUGGGUCUAAAUAAAAUUGCCAUGAAGGAUCAUGCACCAGCAUGGAUCACAAAAGACACGAUGAAAUCAGCGGUUGCACUGCUCCAACCACAAUGCGGGCCAGUUUUGGCAAGUGUGGAUGGUUCAGUUGCUGCACUUUGUUAUCAGGGGGCACGCAAUGCGUCGUUUUGGGUGGCGCACAAGGCGUUGGCUUCCUUGGAGGACAACGUGCUCAAGGACUGGGCAGCCACCAUCAACCUUGGCCCGAGCGUCGAGGCCCUCAAGCGAGAGCUGCUAUCCAUCAUGGCCAUUCUUGAGUCCACCCUCGGCAAGGUAAUACAAUACUUGGCACUCGAGGUCAUUCUGAUGGAUCUUCGAGAGCUCGUGUAUGAUGCCGAGGACGUGCUGGAUGAGAUGGAAUACUUUCGCAACCAGGGCGAUGUGCUGGAUGCCAGCCAGAAUGCCAAAGGUUGUGCCCACAACCAUGACGCUGAGUACAUGUCGGACGAGAUGGGAUACUUUCGCACCCAAGACAUUCUUGGCCUUAAUAUUCAGUUCCCUUGGUCACCUCUGCCAUCCGUUUGUGAUGAACAAACAAAGUUGAAAUUGGAUUGGGAGAAUGAUUCCGAAAGGCCAUCUGUUUGUGAUGAACCAAAAAAGUUUAAAUUCGAUAGGGAGAAUGCCUCCGAAAGAAUGCAGCAUACUGCAGAGCAAAUGCAGCUCAUGCGACAAAGGAUUUAUGGCAUUAUUUCACCUUUAGGUUCUAACUGGAGCACUAUCCCAAACACUGCACAAAGUCGUCCUAUCACCACCUCUCAAAGUAUAGAGCCGAAAUUGUAUGGGAGGAAGCUUAUGAUGGAUAUAAUCAUACAUGAUAUCACAAAGGGUAAGUAUUCCACGGAGGUCCUCACGGUUAUUCCCAUUGUUAAGUUGGCCCAGGGGGCAUAG